Messenger RNA from Mucor mucedo, 2495 nucleotides. RefSeq lists its product as uncharacterized. Lineage: Eukaryota; Fungi; Mucoromycota; Mucoromycetes; Mucorales; Mucoraceae. Gene Ontology annotation, molecular function: protein binding. Bases 36 to 2459 code for a protein of 807 amino acids. The record is from RefSeq and is a predicted model, not a curated record. The transcript has 3 exons.
AACGGGCCCCUUUCAGCUGCUACAUAAAAUUUGACAUGUUGCCCAAACUAGGCAAGGCCAUUGUCAAACCAAGAAACUUUCAGUUAAAGACCUUGAUUCAAGGCACCUUAAUUAAUCGAGCAGCUCCUCUGACUCCUUCUUUAGCUACUCGUGCAAUUUCAAUUGGAACAACCACAAUCUUACAAAAAGAUGAAACAGUUACGAAAAUUACCAAAUCGACUGUCGCUAAACCUGCCAUGACUGAAUCUUCUGUUUUCGAGCGUUUGGCAGACUUUAAAAGCACUGGCAACUUAAAAAGCGCAAUCAAGACUGUUCAGAAUGCUAAAGAUUCUGGCAUCGCCACACCUGCCAUUUACAUUUGUUUAGUGGAUAUGCUUCGAGAUUUACCUUUUGAUAUGGACAGUUGUGCAACUGUUGCUAACUGGUUCUAUUCCGAAAAUACAAAGUUGCCUUUGGAAGUAUUGGAAAACAUGGAUGUUUGGAAGAGUGUAUUGAAGAUGGGAUUUAGAUUUGGUGCUACAUACCGUGCUGAAGAUUUACGUGCUCUUGUUGAUAAAUUUACAGAAAUUUUCGACUUGACAACAUUAAAUGAUCAAACUGCUUGGGAAUUACUUAUGAGAGCCUAUGGUAUGAUGCACAGAUCAGACGCUAUUACCGCUUGUUUGGUUAAAAACGACAAUCCAGCACAAAAAAGACAAUUUUAUGCAAGCGCUGUCAUUUCUUACGCUUCAUCUGCGUCGAACGAUAAAGUGGAAGAGAUGUUGGAAAAGUUAAAAGGAGAGAAUUUACUCACUCGUCAUAUCCUUCUCAAGUUGAUUCGUUGUUACGGUUUCCAAGGCGACAUCUCUCAGACCUCAAAAUAUGUUGAUAUGUGUAACCAAUUAUAUCCCGACAGUGCAUCAGAUAAGACUAUGUUGCUUAUCGCUCAUAAAGCAGCAUUAGAAAAAAUGUGUAACCAACUGGAAGCUACUCGUGGUGUUCAUGGACUUGAUUUAAAGCCAACAGAUUCAACUCAGUUAGAUGAAUUACAUCAAUCUUGGUCUCAAUUGACCAAGGAUAUGUUUGUUGGAGAGAAGCCUGUUGAUAUUACAGACUGUAAUGUUGUAUUGGAGUAUCUCGCCAUCGCUAAUCGCAUCGAUCCCGUUCAAUUCCCAAUGGAAAAAGCUGAAUCAAUCUUCGAAACAUAUAUGCCAGCUCACAAUAUUAAACCCAACGAAGUUAGUCAUCGUGUCAUGAUGGUGGGAUAUGCCAAAUCAAGGGAGUACAAUUCCGAAGGCAAUGUCAGAUUAGACAAGACGUUAGAGGUUGUAUCCAAGAUGCAAGUUGCAGGUAUCAACACAUUAGAUCAUGCCACCUUCCAUGCCUUAUUCCGUGCCUGUAUUCCUCAUCGCGAUGGUCAUUACUACUACGACAAUUACAGAUUAAACUCUCUUUUGCCCAUUAGAUCACCUAAACAUAAUCAAUUCAAAUUGGACCCUCGUGUAUUUGAAAUCGAAAAGAUCAUGCUUGAAGCGCAUAUACCUCAUGACAGAUAUACUUUCUCAACAUUGAUCACAUGUUUAGCUGCCGGAGGCAAGAAUCAAGCAUUCCGUAGUCGUUGGAGAACCCUCAAAGUUCAUGGUCUGAAGCGUGAUGUUGGUAUCUAUCGCACAAUGUUUGCAUUAUCAUCAUUAGAACCUACACAAGCAAAGAGAGCUAUGACAGUUGUGAAGAGUGAGAUGGAUAGAGAAAUUGCCCAACAUAGAUUAAACUGGGAUACUUACACAGCUAUGCUGGAUUGUUGCGUCACAGCACAAUUACCCGAAAAAGCCAAAGAGGUUAUGGAAGAAAUGAAAAAAGAAGUGCGAUACGUUCAUAAGGAGAAACACCAUGCGGACGAUCUUGCUAAAUGGCCCUAUCUUGAUUCACCCGACUAUUAUCUCCCUAUGGUUCGUGCAUCCGUUGCCAUCGAGGGCUUAAAUACUACUGCAGACAAACUUUUGACCGAAAUGGAUAGCAAGAAUGUUGUUUAUAGUCAAGGUAUUUGGGAAGCGAAACUAUCUAAAUUGGCACUGGAAGGUGAUAGAGAAGGCAUUCAACAAUUAUUCAAUAAGUACACAAUGUCCAGAUUUGAAAACCAAGGCAAUAUCCCUGUUCCAGUUAGAGAAAAGGCUUCGCCUAUAAUUCCAUUCCCUACUGCUCCUUAUACAAGAUUGGACAUGGAAUUCAUCGACGUUUACAUUUCUACUUUAUUGGAUAACCAAAACGUGUCACUUGUGUUUGAUGUAUUGCGUACACUGAAUGAACAAACCGACAAAAUCAGCGUGUCUCACAAAACAUUAAGAGGGAUUAUUCUUUUAGCCCAACAAGAAAAAUCAAAGGGCGAGUUACAAUGGCUGUCGGAAAAUGUAUUACCAAAAAUCACAACGCAAAACAAGAACCUCAGAUUGUUAAAAAAGAAAAUAGACCACCUUGUUUAAAUAAAAUAAAAAUAAAAAUGCUGCAUCUUUUAACGU